Messenger RNA from Bursaphelenchus xylophilus (pine wood nematode), 1831 nucleotides. The record is from the annotation of a GenBank genome assembly. NCBI's taxonomy places the organism in Eukaryota, Metazoa, Nematoda, Chromadorea, Rhabditida, Aphelenchoididae.
AUGAUGAUAUUGUUUUUGUUUGCGAUUUUGAUAGCCUUCGUGCAUUGUGACAUAAGGGACGACCACGAGAUUAAGUCGUUGCCCGGGCUGACUGUCACUCCGAAGUUCAAACAAUACGCCGGGUAUCUGAAUGUGUCGACCACAAGGAAAUUGUCGUAUUGGUAGGAAGAACUUGCAAGGAACAGAGAUAAUACAAGUUUGUUUCACUUUAGGCUUGUUGAAUCACAAAAUAACACCGACAAUGAUCCACUGCUCUUGUGGUAAGGAUGGCACGACAAGGCCUCUUUGUUGACCACAUGUUCUGAUAGUAUAUUUUUCUAGGUUAAAUGGUGGUCCCGGUUGUUCGUCAUUCUUCGGAACAAUCGUUGAGAACGGACCAUUCCGACUGGAUCCUGGAGACGAUGUUGAACUCGUCUUAAAAGAGAAUCCUCACGCCUAUAACACAGUAAGUCAGCUGCGUUUUCUCUAGCCCUUUUCCUUACAGUUUGCCAAUGUUCUCUAUUUGGAAAGUCCCGCAGGUGUUGGAUUUUCCGUUAAUGAGAAUCCCGACUUUGCAAAUGAUGAUAAUACUGUAAGUCGGUCAUACUAUAGCAUCAAGCCCAAAAUUCGCCGUUUGCAGACAGCCAUUGACAACCUGACAUUCCUCAAGGCGUUCCUGGAAGUUCACACAAACUUCAAAGGAAGAGAUUUCUAUAUUUCCGGCUUUAGCUAUGCUGGAGCUUAUGUUCCAACACUCGCGGAGAAGGUGCUUGAAGCGGGAGAUUCCUUGGCAUUGAAGUUGAAGGUAAAUCGUAUCCUUACAGCAAUGCACGUCAAACUGAGAUAAGCUAAAACAGUCCAGUGAAUGGAUUGGCAAUUUGCCAAAAAAAGACGCGAAAAAACGUUUUGUCGGGGAAGAAAUGGGGAAUUUUUGGGGCGAGAGAGCAUGUUUUUGCGUGUCUUUUUUCUCUCUUUCUCUGCGAAAUCAAGACGAAGUGUAAAAAACCGAUAGCGAAGGGUCUAUUCCGGUCACCGGACUCCUCAGUUUGACGUGCAAUGUUUCUUAUACAUAGUUAAACACGCAAAACAAAAUUUUUUCAGGGUUUAGCGAUGGGUAAUGCCGUGACGAAGAACAAGUGGCUAGAUAAGUUCUCCCUCCCGGCUUACGCUUUCCAUGGCCUCAGAGGUUCUUUGGAACUUGGCGAAUGGAUGAAGAAUUAUUGCCCGACAGGCUUUGAUAACUAUUGCGGAGAUGAAAUUGAAAAUGCGCCUCAUGUUAAAGACGAUGGUGUUAACGAAUACGAUAUUAGUCAAAAAUGUGGAAGCGACUUGGCCUGCGCUGGGAACGGAAUGAACCAUUACUUCAACCAGCCGGAGGUGAAAAAGGCGCUGCAUUUUGAUGACAAACCAUGGGUAUAUUGCGGGUAAAUGAUAUAUGUGAAAUUUGGACUAUAGAAAUUUAUUGUAGUAGUAUCUCAUACACUGAAUUUUAUGAUAUGGAACCAAUUGUUCGUGGAAUUUUGGACAAAAAGAUCAAGGUUUUGUAUUUUUAUGGCAAUCUGGGUAGGUCAAGGGGCAUAUGCCCAAUUUUAUGCGAGAAUUCAAAAACAUUCCAGACACCGUUUGCCCAUUCAUCGAGGGAGAUCUGUUUACUCGAAAGAUUGGUGAAGUGGGAGUGGAGGGUCAUUGGUUUGUCGAUGGGAAUUAUGCUGGCACAAAGACGGUCUACCCAAACAACCUGAUAUUUACAACAAUCGCUGGGGCUGGCCAUCCAACGGCUUUGGGCAAACCAAAGCAGAUGGCUAAUGUUCUGCGGAAAUUCAUCAACGAUAUCAGUGAUUGGAAUGAGUAA